Saimiri boliviensis boliviensis (Bolivian squirrel monkey) is the source of this 2436-nucleotide messenger RNA. RefSeq names its product EF-hand calcium binding domain 10 (gene EFCAB10). Lineage: Eukaryota; Metazoa; Chordata; Mammalia; Primates; Cebidae. Gene Ontology annotation, molecular function: calcium ion binding. The record is from RefSeq and is a predicted model, not a curated record.
CGGUCACCUAGCAACAGGGAGCCGCGGAGCAAUGGAGACCCGCAGCAGGGAGCUCCAAGCCGCGGAGUAUUUGGAAAAGCAUCGGAUCAAGGAGCUGGUGGGCUACCUCACCAGCGCCCUUCUAUUUUUCCGGCCGGAAAAACCAAGGGAAUAUUUAAUAUCUCUAUUGGAACGUCUGAGAAUUGCAAAAGUAACAGGCGUGGCAUUCCCUUUCUUUAUGGAUAACUCUAACAUUGUAUCUAUGUUUGAGAUGAUGGACUCCUCCAACAGAGGCACCAUAUCAUUUGUGCAGUAUAAAGAAGCCCUAAAAACCCUUGGUCUGUGCACUGAAGAUGAAGAUUUAGAAGAUGAUGGACACAGAAUCACUUUGGAUCAAUUCAAGGAUGAAGUGAACAAGAGGAUUACGGAAAUAUGGUCGGCAUUCUAGUAACACUAUAAGUCCAAGAUAAUAAAUGAAUUUCAUCAUUCAUCAUUUAACUAGAAAUCAAACUGGCGGAUUCUUAAAAAGCAAAAAAAAAAAAACCUUUUUCUGAAAGACAUUAUUUUCCAGUAUUAGGCCAAUUGGUCCUCAAAUUAAGUAGAAUCUCAACAUCUUGUUGAGCCAGUUUGUAUAUUCCAACUUCAUUUAAUGCUGCUGUGGCAGGAAGUUGCCCUGAAGCUGACUGCAGGACUUCUUUCAGGAGUAGUGCAGAACCGACGUUCAAAUUCAAAACAAUACAGGCUUCUUUUAUACUGUUCAGGGAAAACAAAGGAGGGAGGUGAGAUCUACAUCAUCUGCAUCAUCCAUGUUACAACAAUUUGAGAAUCUAAACAGCUUCUCUGCACUGCUGGUCCACAUAUUCACUAUAAAAAUAGGGAUUUAUUGGUUCUUUUAACGUGGUAAGUUAACAUGUUAAGACUACACAGGUGCAGAGUUUGUUUCUUUACUAUAAGGUAACAGGAUCCCUAUUUCAGUAUGUAUCCAUGUCCCUAAAUACAAUACUGCAUAUGAACAAUCUAUUAAAUAUAGGUAUAACUUUAAGUAGAUUAGAAUAUGGGAAAAGACAAAAAUAAGGGAUAAAAUAAAAGCAGAAAAAACAUGAAAAUAAAUUUUAAAAACAAUGAAACAUGUAAACAUAAGCUGUCAUAAGUUUAAAAUGAAUGCUUAUAACCUGAUAGAAACCAAACAAUUUAAAUUUCACUUUUUUUUGAGACAUGGUCUUGCUCUGUCACUUAGGCUGGAGUGCAAUUGCAUGAUCAUAGCUUGCUGCGGCCUCAGCUUCCCAAGUAGCUAGGACUACAAGUGCACAUCACCACACCUGGCUUUUUUUUUUUUUUUUAAAUUUUUUAGAGAUAGAGUCUUGCUUUGUUGCCCAGACUGCUCUCAAACACCUGGCCUCAAGCAAUCCAGCCACUUCUGCCUCCCAGAAGUACUGAGAUUAGAGGCGUGGGCUACUAUGCUUGGCCUAUAAUUUAAACUUCAACUAAUUCUGAAAACAUUUGUAAUUCUUGUAUUUAUCAUUAUGUUUAGAACCAAAAUUAAUGUCAAGUGUUUCAGGAAACACAUUUCUUUCAGUCCUAGCCUAUUAUUAGGUAUUAAACAUAUUUGUAAUUUAUUUUGUGAACAGGGCACAACUGCACUUUCUUUUAUUUUCUAUUUAUUCCUCCAGUAGCUAAGCAAAUAGAAGCAUUAAACCAAAAGCUAGAAAACAAAACCCAACAUAUAACUUAUAUGUAGUUCUGGUCAACUUUUUGAGGUCAUGGGCCACAUGUAUCAUUUUGAUUUCCCCAUUGUGCUGUAACCAUAGAAUAGACAAUGUUUUAAAACUUACACUGAUCUUAUCCCACCCCAACAUCUCCAGAACCCUAAAGUUAAAAGGAGUUAGCCUCCUAUAACAAUUUGAUACAUGAAUAUUAAUUGUUAAAUGUUGAACUUACUGUUUAAAAUAAUUUUCAGGUCUCUUGCAAUAGUGAGAAAACAAAGGGAAAAGAUUCCGAGUCAUAUCAAACUGCAGCUGAGCUGCUCCUCCUUCAUUGAAGUGAUUAGCAAGAAUUAUCUGAAACAAAGAAUUACUCAUGUAACAGUUGUCUUGAUUAUCACAGUCCAAAAAUAGUCUAUUCUUACUUACUUCUUGGUAGAUGUAUACAUCCAGCUUCUCGACAAGCAUUUGCCAAAACAUUUUAAAUAAGGAGAAACAGAGCUGCUGCUCCAGCUGCAGUAAAUGGUCUCUUAGCGUCAGCAGUAACGGGCAGGCUGAACUGGACAGGGACAUGACUGCCUGCUCUGACUGAGACGGCAAGGACAACCACCUGGAAAACACAUUCAUUUUCACCACAGAAUUUUCAUCAGUUCAUAUUUUUAAAGUUUUUAAAUCAUUUUAAAUUUGAGGAAGUGUUCUGUGCUAGGGCAUUUUGGAUAAGAAAAAUACACAGCCCAACAUUAAAACUUCUAUCAGA